This is a messenger RNA of Ctenocephalides felis (cat flea), 1129 nucleotides long. RefSeq names its product oocyte zinc finger protein XlCOF28-like. Gene Ontology annotation, cellular component: nucleus. The transcript is spliced from 2 exons. NCBI's taxonomy places the organism in Eukaryota, Metazoa, Arthropoda, Insecta, Siphonaptera, Pulicidae. The coding region runs from base 148 to 993 and encodes 281 amino acids. The record is from RefSeq and is a predicted model, not a curated record.
GUUGACAGCUUCACUUUUAACCAGCUGUCACUUUUCUAUUUAUACACAAACAGACGCCAUGUCUGCCAAAAAAGUAAAUUUUAUCAAAAAUCUGUCAAUUUGGUAAUUACUAAGUGAUUAUUAUUAUCAAUUAAUGUCUAAUUAACAAUGUCUCGUGCUUACGAAAGCGUACACAGAUUACAGAAUAAUUUGAACCAUAAAAACCAAAACCUAACCUCACAACAGAACAGGACUAAUAUUUACACCAAAAACGACAGAUUUUCAAGAAACGAGGAAAUUCAUUGUGAAAAUAGUGACGAGACUAACUUGUUUUACAGUUUUCAAAUGCAAGUCGAGGAAUGCGAUAGAGAUAAUUCAAACAGUGGUAAAUAUCAACAACAAAUGUAUACUCCAGCUUCAAGCAAAACUUUACAAUUACCAGUUUUACAACUGCCUUGUGAAAAAUGUGAUAAGACAUUUCCAUCUAAGCAGUCUUUAAGUGCACACAUAAGAAUCUUCCACGGUCCUUCGUUAAACAAGACACCAGAUGGUCAUGUCCAGCACGAAUGCGAAUACUGCCACAAACUGUUCUCCCAAGCAACCGGCUUAGCAGAACACAGACGUAUACACACAGGUGAAAAACCAUACCAAUGCAAAGUCUGCCUAAAAUCCUUCUCGAGAUCUAUUUAUCUUUGUGUGCAUUCAAGAUCACACACAGGAGAACGCCCAUACUCCUGCAAAAUCUGCAACAAAUCCUUCACACAAAAGAAGUCUUUAUCCAGUCAUGCUAGGAUACAUACAGGUGAACGUCCGUUUAGUUGUACGGAGUGCCAUAAGCCUUUUGCUCGGUCCAGUUAUUUGAGGAUUCAUAUGAGAUCUCAUACGGGGGAACGCCCGUACACUUGUGCUGUGUGUGAUAAAUCGUUUUCACAAAAAACAGUCCUUGUCGGUGCAUAUGAAGACUCAUACGAACCAGAAAAGUGGGGGGAAGAAGAAGAAGGGUCAGAAGGAUGAUAGUUUUUCAGGUGAUGAUAACUGUUACACUCCCAACGGUGUCAUCUCACAAGAUCUGCAUCUGCCAAGGGACAGAAUGAUGGAUGUUGACUCAUCCUUAAGUUCUUCACCAGGACAACCUUUACCAAGCAGUCCU